ACCAGGAGGAGGCAAACCAGAGUCAUUGAAACAUUGCUCUUCUGAUAGUCGAAGAAGAACCUGCUUAGCUGAGCAAAAUGGCUGACGUUGAGAUGGACAUCAUGUCCAGAAGAAUGAAUAAUGGCAACGAGCACGUAAAGCAAGACCUCGAAAUACAUGAAAGAAGUGGAAAUGAGGACAGCGGAGACUUGUCAGAAGAAGAGGGGGAAGAGGAACAAGCCGGAACUAAUGGUGAGAAGACUGAGGAAGGGUCCAAACAUCACAGCAGCAGCAGCGGGAAACACAAGAGGAAAAAACACAAGCAUCGCAGCAAGCACAAAAAGCACAAACACGCAUCCGAGGAGGACAAGGACCGCAAACGCAAGCAUCGUCAUAAACAUCGGAAACAUAAACGCAAAGAGGUCUCCUCCCCCACCGCUGAAGUCCCCUUUGGCUCCUCCAGCCACAAGAAGGGGGAAUCUUCUCCGUCCUCCGGAAAUCCAAGUCUGGACGAUCGGGCCGUGUUGGAGGAUCUAGAGAAACAGAGGGCUAUGAUCAAAGCUGAACUGGAUAGCCAGUUAAUGGAGGGAAAGGUUCAGUCCGGCAUGGGUUUGAUCCUUCAGGGGUAUAACUCUGGGUCUGAGGAGGACGGAGAUGCAAGGUUUAGGAAUGGAGAACAGCGUCCAAAGGGCAGCUCAGGUAAACUCAUAUCUCCCAGAGGGGAAAAAAUUGGAAAAUCUAGAAGGGACUCAACAGAUGGCAGUAAAUCCAGUUCAAAGCGUCGCAGUCGGAGUAAGUCUGCAGAUAAACCUGCGAAGGAGGCGAAGUCUGACAAGGGGACCAAAAGCAGCAAGGAGGCUGCUGUUAAAGACCGAGCCCGUGCAAGGAGCAGAUCAAAGGACAAGAAACAGUCAGGCAGCGCAGAUAACAUCAAGGAGAAAAGGAAAUCUAAUUCUCCUUCCAGCUUUAGGAAUGAGCAGAAAGUCGGUCGCCCUGACAAACGUUCUUCUCCACAGCGAGAAGACAGACCAAACCAGGAAAGAACGAGCCGACGAUCCCGAUCGCCCGUACGAGAACGGCCGAGCCGCUCAGACGGCGAACGGGACAAACGGCCAGCAAAGUCACCAUCCAAGGACACUUCACUGGGAAAAGAGAACCGCUCCCCUCACAGGAGGGGACCCCACAGCCCAAUGAGGAAACGCAGCACUUCCCCUCGCCACAGAGACACCCACCACACCUCUGCCAGUGCCUCAGACAGGACCUCAAAACAUUCUCCAUCCAGAAGGUCCCCGCCCAGGAGAGCACGCAGCCGCUCGCCAGAGGCCAGGAGGAGGGAAUCAGACAGACAGGACUCACCUCUGAGAAAGCGAGUCCGGGCAGAUGCCGGACCACUCGGAGACAGAUCACGUCCCAGGUCGUCUUCUCGUCGCAGAAUGAGUCGCUCACCUCUAAGGAGGAGGUCUCCGUCGCUGCCACGACGUUCUCGCUCCUCACCUCGGAGGCGAAGCAGGUCUCCACUGAGACGCAGGUCUGGUGACAGAGACAGGUAUGGAAGACUCCGGCAGUACCGACGCUCAAUGUCCCGGGAUCGGGAGAGGAGAAGACGGCGCAGCAGAGAUGAAGAUAAGUUCAAAGGAAGCCUUUCAGAAGGCAUGAAACUUGACCAAGAGUCCUCAGAAGGUGAAAUGUUGGAAGACUUUGAAGGUGAGGAGAUAGAUGAAGAAGCUCUUAUUGAGCAGCGCCGUCAGCAACGUAUGGCCAUUGUCCAGAAAUACAAGACAGCAAACGAGGAGUCCAACAUGGUGUCGGAGCCCAGCAGCCCACAGAGCAGCACCCGUAGCCGAUCGCCCUCACCCGAUGACAUCUUGGAGCGAGUCGCUGCAGACGUCAAGGAGUACGAACGGGAGAAUCUCAACACGUUCGAGGCCAGCAUCAAAGCCAAGCACAACCUCAUCGCCCAGGAGAAAGACGCUGCCAACCCAAAGAAGCCUUCGGCCCCCGACAUGUUUACAGAGUCAGAUGACAUGUUUGCUGCUAAUUUCGAUAGUGCCAGAAUGAGAGCAGCAGGUGUAGGAAAGGACUUCAAGGAGAACCCCAACCUGAGGGACAACUGGACCGAUGCUGAGGGUUACUACAGGGUAAACAUUGGUGAGACGUUGGACAAGCGCUAUGAUGUGUACGGCUACACAGGCCAGGGUGUGUUUAGCAACGUGAUCAGAGCCAGGGACACUGCCAGGGCUGGCCAGGAGGUGGCAGUCAAGAUCAUCCGAAACAACGAGCUCAUGCAGAAGACGGGUUUGAAAGAGUUAGAAUUCCUCAGGAAGCUGAAUGACGCUGAUCCCGACGACAAGUUCCACUGUCUUCGCCUUUUCCGCCACUUCUACCACAAGCAGCAUCUUUGUCUUGUUUUUGAGCCUCUGAGCAUGAAUUUGCGAGAGGUGCUGAAGAAAUACGGCAAAGACGUCGGGCUCCACAUCAAAGCGGUGCGAUCGUACAGCCAGCAGCUCUUCUUGGCUCUCAAGCUGCUCAAACGAUGCAACAUCCUCCAUGCUGACAUCAAGCCAGACAACAUCCUGGUGAACGAAUCCAAAACCAUCCUGAAGCUCUGUGACUUUGGGUCUGCAUCACAUAUUGCUGACAAUGACAUCACACCAUAUCUAGUCAGCCGAUUUUACAGGGCUCCGGAAAUUAUCAUAGGCAAACCUUAUGACUACGGCAUCGACAUGUGGUCUGUUGGCUGCACUUUAUACGAGCUGUACACCGGCAAAAUCCUGCUUCCUGGAUCUUCCAACAAUCACAUGCUCAAGCUGGCGAUGGACCUCAAGGGCAAGAUGCCCAACAAGAUGAUUCGUAAAGGCUUGUUUAAAGACCAGCACUUCGAUCAAAACUUGAACUUCCUGUACAUUGAAGUAGACAAAGUGACUGAAAGGGAGAAAGUGACUGUAAUGAGCACUAUCAACCCCACCAAAGACCUGCUGGCAGAACUGAUAGGCGGUCAGCGACUGCCUGAGGACCAGAGGAAGAAGGUCAUGCAGCUGAAGGACCUGUUGGAAAGCACGCUGAUGCUGGACCCGGCUAAGCGCAUCAGCAUAAACCAGGCUCUGCAGCACCCCUUUAUCCAGGAGAAAAUCUAACCCCCUGAUACACUCCAGGAGCCGACAGGACAGAAGCGACCACUAAACCAGCUCUAUGGGACUCUGCAGCGAGGCGGCUGACCUCUACAAACUUACAGAAUGUCAUUGUUGGUUUUGUCCCCCCUGUUCUAGGUUACGUGUUUGACUGUAAAUAGAUCGCUGAAACAGUAGCCAUUCUCCACACGCUGAUUUUCUUUUGGUUUUCAUCGUAAAUUUUCCCCUCAUACACUGCAAUGCAGUGACAGACUUUUUAUUUAACUGGCACUGGAGUUACAGAGGUUUAAAAGAAAACUAUAAUUCCUGUAAAUACUUUGUCUAUUGUAUCAACAAUAUCAAGCAGCAGACAGCGGAAUUUUGUCGUAGAAGCAGACGUCAUGUUUUGUUUUUACCUCACUGUGGGAUGAUGCAUGCUUUUUGAAUGUGUGCCCUCUGUACUCUGUAUGUGGUGCCAGCCUGUGUAAAUGCUCCGUGUCUGUAAAUCCUGCGUCUCACCUGUAACGGUGAACCUCACCAACGUGAUCCCCACGCCCUCAGACACUGUUGCCUGAACUGAAGGAAAAGAUGCAAAACAUGCAUUCUAGAUUCAUUUUAAAUUGACUGUUUUUUUUGGUUUUGUUUUAAUCUUUUUCCUUCCUCCCUCUCCUGCACUCUGACUACAUCUCGGCUCUAAAGGCUCUCACAUUCAAGUGCCUCCUGUAUGAGCCUGGUGUUUUAAGCACCAAACAAUGCUGGCCUAUGGAAGCCACACCUGUUACCCUCCCUCUCCAAACGUUGUGUAUAAUAGUCCACAGUUACGGUCCUUUCCUGUAUCUUUAAUUUGUUUCUUUACAUCCGGUGGUAAAACCAAUCUUGUGAUUUCAAUAAAAAAUAAUUGUGGAAACGCUGCUGAAAGAGCACCUUCAGUAUCAAAUGGCUUUUUAGUAAUAAAAUGUUUCCCAUUAUAAACAA
Messenger RNA from Girardinichthys multiradiatus, 4061 nucleotides. RefSeq names its product pre-mRNA processing factor 4Bb (gene prpf4bb). Gene Ontology annotation, molecular function: protein serine/threonine kinase activity; ATP binding. Gene Ontology annotation, biological process: peptidyl-serine phosphorylation; peptidyl-threonine phosphorylation; mRNA cis splicing, via spliceosome. The record is from RefSeq and is a predicted model, not a curated record. The transcript is spliced from 16 exons. NCBI's taxonomy places the organism in Eukaryota, Metazoa, Chordata, Actinopteri, Cyprinodontiformes, Goodeidae. Bases 78 to 3113 code for a protein of 1011 amino acids.